Messenger RNA from Actinia tenebrosa (Australian red waratah sea anemone), 684 nucleotides. RefSeq lists its product as uncharacterized. The record is from RefSeq and is a predicted model, not a curated record. Lineage: Eukaryota; Metazoa; Cnidaria; Anthozoa; Actiniaria; Actiniidae.
ACAGCAGACAUUGAAUCAAUGUUUUAUCAGACUAGAGUCAUCGAGAGCGAUACAGAUGCAUUAAGAUUUUUAUGGUGGUCCGACAGCCUAGAAGACUCACCAGACGAGUACAAAAUGUUAGAGCACAUAUUCGGAGCCAAAUCUUUGCCAUGCUGUGCGAACAGGGCCCUACGAAUGAACGCUGAGGACAACGCAAGUGAUUUCGAUCCAGAAGUCAUCCAGUCAGUCUACCGUAACUUCUACGUAGAUGACCUACUGAAGUCCGCUCCAACGACGGAAGAGGCUACUCGUUUUGCAACCGACCUAGUUAAAUUGCUGAAGGUAGGCGGUUUCAGGUUUACCAAGUUCACAAGUAACUGCCGCGAAGUGCUGACGUCCAUUCCUCCCGAAGACAGAGCUAAUCCAACCCUAAACUUGGAUCUCGACAAGUUACCAAUGGAAAGAGCAUUAGGAGUGACCUGGGACGCAGAGUCAGAUACCUUCAGAUUCAAGGUUAUACCAACAAACAAGUCUCCAACGAAAAGAGGAGUGCUUUCAGUGGUCAGUUCGUUGUUCGACCCCUUGGGAUUUCUGGCCCCCCUCACGUUAUCAGUGAAGAUCCUCCUGCAAGAUUUAUGGAGAGCGGGAGUGUCAUGGGAUCAAGAAAUCCCAGAACCAUAUCUGUCGAUAUGGCGAGAGUGGUCU